AUGGCACGUGACUUAUUGAGUAUUCCAAUUACUACGGUUGCAUCGGAAUCUGCCUUUAGUAUUGGAGCUCAUGUCAUUAACAAAUAUAGAAGUCGAAUGUUGCCAGAAAAUGUUGAGGCUGUGAUCUGUACUCGCAAUUGGAAUAAAGGCUUUGUUGAUGGUGAAGGCGAAGGUGAAGAUGUGAAUCCUCAAGGUGCUAGGAGAGGCGGUGUAUCAACUUCUGGAUCAGAUUCAAAUUUUAUUGAUUUAGAAUGCACUUGCCUUUUCACCUCAACUGAACAGGGUAUUGCUUUGUGCGGCAUCCUUCCUGAAGAUGGUGGACCCGACCUCAACCUUGUAAAAGGCCGCGGAGGUGCUCUUCUCCGCGAGAAGAUGGUGGAGGCCGCCUCCGACAAGUUCGUUGUGGUGAUCGACGAAACGAAGCUCGUGUCAGGGCUCGGCGGUAGCGACCUUGCGAUACCAGUGGAGGUGGUGUAG
This is a messenger RNA of Arachis stenosperma, 477 nucleotides long. RefSeq names its product probable ribose-5-phosphate isomerase 1. Lineage: Eukaryota; Viridiplantae; Streptophyta; Magnoliopsida; Fabales; Fabaceae. Gene Ontology annotation, biological process: pentose-phosphate shunt, non-oxidative branch. The transcript has 4 exons. Gene Ontology annotation, molecular function: ribose-5-phosphate isomerase activity; protein dimerization activity. Bases 1 to 477 code for a protein of 158 amino acids. The record is from RefSeq and is a predicted model, not a curated record.